AUGGCCCCGUCUAGACCGACAACUCCUCAACGGAGAUCGGCUAGCCCAGCAUCGUCCGAUUCAAGUGACAAAACGGUAACCAACAGCCCUACUCGCCCCAGAAGCUUCCGAAUGUUUCCAAAGCUCCCUCUCGAGGUUCAGGACCUCAUCUGGAAAGAGGUCCUGGACCUUGACGCCGCAACGGUGCACGGAGUAGAGAUCCGACGCUCGACAACAGAUCAGCCUGCUACAAUGGUACGGACCGCUCUGUGGAACUCCGAUUCAGGGAUGGAGAGAACCGAGAUUUACCCCAUCCGCGACGCCCUACACGAAACCUGCCGUAGAUCAAGAGCAGCAAAGAGAAGAGAGAAUCGAGUAUGGAGGGCCCAAGUGCCAUAUCAAUUGGAAUCAGACACGCCAUGGGUGCCGGGUCAACAGGCAGACCUGUCACGGGAUCUCUUUAUAGUCUCGAAUGAUCUGCAAGAGGACAUUAAAGAAUCCGAGAGAGUAUCUGGGGUUCUUUACGCCGGCGUGACGUGGGAGGGUAUGUGGGACCUCCACGUUGCUGAAAGACUGGAAAAGGUCGUCGACCUUUUCCCAGACGCAGAAGUUAUCUACGUCGUCGUCACAGCCAACUUGACAAUCCAUCCUCAUCUAGAGGCUUGGAAAAGUGAGAAAUCACAUAUUCUGGAGGAUUAUCUGAGGGAAUGCGAAGGCACAGCGUCCAACGACACCAAGAUUGAAUUUCUUUCGAAAGACUUGGUGUAUCGGGAGAUUUCUGCCGAGAACCUCUCCGAGAUGGGUGGGCUCCAUGAGCCGCUUUCAUACAUCAAUGUAUUCUAUGAAAGAUUUGACCUCAAGUGCGAAGAGGCCAGGGCAGAGGCUAAGGCUAAGGCAGAGAAAGAAGCGGAAGCGGAGGAAGCUGAGGAGGUGGAGGUGGAGGGAGGCAAGGAUGUGGAGGUGGAAGUCGAAGAAUGGCGGAGACCGGUCAUCAGGGUGAUGACGUGGGAAAAAUCUCAUAGAACUUAUGCCUGCUGUACCACUGUGAAAGUUCACGAAGACCCGGCGCGUCCGUUGUUGACUCCUAGCACUUCAACCGAGACCAUGCGUCUUGUAAAUCUUGACUGUCCCCAACCAGCCCCCGGUAUGAGGAGGAUCGUUGGAAGGCCCUGGCUGCAGGAUCUCCGCUGUAACAUCAUGUUAGAUCACUGCCGUCAAGAUGACUUGCCCUCCUCUCCACAUAGAGAAUGUCAACAAUUUGUUGACUUGGGGUCAGCGGCAGCGAGCCAGGAGCCACAUUCGGGCUCGGCGCAGAGGGUGCAGUGGGAGCUGGGGGCGCGGGAGCAGGCACAUUGUGGAGGGGGAGGCCUGGGCCGGUCGAGGAGGAGGAGGCUCGGUUGCCACGGCGACUACGGCGUGCCAUUGUUGCGAAUCUUGAAUAUUGGUCUGCUCAGAGUCAUUUCUUAA
Fusarium vanettenii 77-13-4 is the source of this 1446-nucleotide messenger RNA. RefSeq lists its product as uncharacterized. Lineage: Eukaryota; Fungi; Ascomycota; Sordariomycetes; Hypocreales; Nectriaceae. The transcript is spliced from 4 exons. The coding region runs from base 1 to 1446 and encodes 481 amino acids. The record is from RefSeq and is a predicted model, not a curated record.